AUGGCUACAGAUUACAUACGGCUUGGUUUCAAAGUUCCAACUGAGAUAGGAGAAGACUUCCUCACUAUAUAUGACCAGAAUGCUAGAUUUUAUCUAAUAGCUAAGGAGUUUGCGGGUGCACAUAAUCAACCAUUAACACAAAUAAACCUCAAGUUGGGAGAUCAAAGGUUAGAUAUUAAUUCAACUCCAAGGCACUUACAAGCUCACGACAAAGAUACGGUAUCAAUAGAGGCAAAAUUUUCAAGUAUAUCAACCCCGUCAUGGACAUUUGCAAAUGCAAUUACCAAAGCCAUAGAGAAGCUAGAAGAGGCUAAUCCAAACAUCACAAUUAUUAUCAAGGUAGAGAAUUCCAGUGUUUGUGUUGUAUUGAACAUGAAAAGGACCGAUAAAAUAUUUGGAUUAAAAGAAAAGUUUCAAAGAGCUACUGAUAGAAAUGUCACUUCUAUUUUAAAGGUCAAUGGUCAAAACUCACUAACUGAAAUUAAUGAUGAAACAAUUUUGAGCAAUUUGGAGUUAAGUAAUGGAAUAACUUUUGAAGUACAACAUGAUGGUGAACCUUUGACAUGGGACAGAAAUUCGCAAAUGGACUCAGACUCCAAAAUACCCAACCCAGAAGGAGAAAAUAGCAAAGAUAUUUCAAAUUCUGGAGAUCAAGAAGUGGCUUCAAGUAGUUCCAGCUCAAGAGUUUUCGGAAGUAUAUCCAUUACAUCCAUGCUCGAAUCAAAUGAUGAAGACGGUGAUACAAUCAUGGAAGGUAUAAAUGACGAGGAAACAACAAGUUUGAUUAUAGGGAAAGACCCAUCAAACAGUUUGAACAGAGAGAAAGCAGAUCAAAACAAACAUGAAACAAUAGACAAUGUACUGGUAUCAUCAACUUUGAGAGGAGAAUCACAAAAUUUACAGAAUCAAGAUGAUACAAAUGAUACUGAAAUUGAAAACGCUGUCCAAAGUCAAAAUUUAGAAAUAAAUAUUGAUCAAAACAUCUCAAAAUCAACAGACAUUCCAGUAAUAGAAUCAAACACUAGUAUAAUUGACGAGUCAACAGAUUUUCCUGCUGCUAAUCAACAAUCAAUUGAAAGAAAUAUUGAAACACCAUUAAAAGACAAUAACGCUCAAACAUUUUUGGAUAACAGCCAAGCGUGGGAUGAGAAUACCAUAUCUGAUACACAAACAAGUACAGAGAAUAACAUUGGGACGCAAAGACCACCAACUAAUGAUUUAUUAACGUUCGAAUUCAAAGUUACUGGUACCGAUUUCGAAGAAUUUUCAUUUUCUUUAGGUCAAAAUGAAACAUUCAAAUCUGUUUUGAAUGAUUUCAAAAGCAAACACCCACAGAAUUCAGAAGCUACAUUGAGGUUUUUAAAAAGAGUUAUCGAACCUACUGAUACUCCUAAUUCAAUAAAUGCUUCCAAAAAUCAGUCAAAUGAAAUCAAUGUGUUGAAUGCGGAACCAGAUGUGGUAACAUUUGUUCUUACUGAUACCAGUAACAAAUUUAGGCCAGUAUAUUUGAAAGCCAAAUUAAAAAUUAAACUAAAGAAGGUAUUUGAAAUAUAUGCAUCGAAGAAUAAGUUGAAUUGGAAAGAGCUUACUUUCAAAUUUGAAGGGAAAAUUUUGAAAAGACAUGAUACUCCCUUGAUUACAGGCUUACAGAACGGAUCAAAAGUUGAGGUAAUUCUACCACAAGAAAGUACGUAA
Molecule: messenger RNA, 1695 nt
Organism: Hansenula ciferrii
Lineage: Eukaryota; Fungi; Ascomycota; Saccharomycetes; Phaffomycetales; Wickerhamomycetaceae
Product: sumo domain-containing protein
Exons: 1
Coding region: 1-1695 (564 amino acids)
Biological process (GO): protein sumoylation
Cellular component (GO): nucleus
Molecular function (GO): ubiquitin-like protein ligase binding; protein tag activity
Source: RefSeq, a predicted model, not a curated record